Messenger RNA from Eutrema salsugineum, 1079 nucleotides. Its product is annotated as biotin carboxyl carrier protein of acetyl-CoA carboxylase. The record is from RefSeq and is a predicted model, not a curated record. Bases 133 to 945 code for a protein of 270 amino acids. NCBI's taxonomy places the organism in Eukaryota, Viridiplantae, Streptophyta, Magnoliopsida, Brassicales, Brassicaceae. The transcript is spliced from 9 exons.
ACUCUGAUUGUAUCGAACAAGCGAACGAACCACACUCAAAUUUUGAUUUAAUCGUCUUCCUCGUUCGCAUUGGGCUAUUCUCAUCUUCUUCGUAUUUAUCUCUGCCGCGAAUCCUUCUCCUCUCCCUCCUUUAUGUCUUCCUGUAGCUUAGGAGCUCCUAAGAUUAAGAUUUAUGCAUCAAAUUUAAUAAGAUGUGACAAAUUUUUGCUGAUACCGAACAAUCAAAGACUAUGUAUCGGCCAAAUCCCCAUGAAAUAUCCGAGUCUGAGGACAACUUUGCAAUCUGUGAAAGCUUCCCAAUUGUCUGUAGUUCCAACUGCAGAAACAGCAGAUGUAGAAGAUUCUGAAGAGACCAAAUCAUCUGUUGUGAAUGCUCAGCUCAUUCCCAAGUCCUCGGAGGUGGAAGCACUUAUCAGUGAAAUCGCCGAAUCUCCAUCAAUUGCAGAGUUUGAACUGAAACUGGGAGGUUUCCGCCUAUACGUAGCAAAGAAAUUAGCUGACCAAAGUAGUCCACCACCUCACCAAACUCCGCACGUAGUUGCUGCAAGUGUGACUCCUGAGGGGAUCAAUACAAAUGGCUCAGCCACGUCUUCGUCAUUAUCUAUCACAAAGACAUCAUCUUCUUCAGGAGACAGACCGCAAACACUUGCUAACAAAGCUGCUAAUAAUGAGGGUUUAGUGAUUCUCCAAUCUCCAACGGUUGGUUAUUUCAGGAGAUCCAAGACUGUUAAAGGGAAACGCCUUCCUACAAUCUGUAAAGAGAAAGACAUAGUGAAAGAAGGUCAAGUUUUAUGCUACAUCGAACAACUUGGUGGCCAAAUCCCAGUUGAGUCUGAUGUUUCCGGUGAGAUUGUCAAAAUACUCCGUGAAGAUGGUGAGCCUGUAGGAUACGACGAUGCUCUCAUCACAGUUCUUCCUUCAUUUCCUGGCAUCAAGAAGCUUUAGUAAGAACUAAGAACUAAUUUUGGUUUAUUUAUGUUUGUGCUUUGUGUAUGCUGCUUUGUUUUUUCUCUUUUUUCUCCACACAAAUAGACAAAUAAACCACACUCAAAUCUUUGUCCCUACCAUUCUUUGUUUCA